Emiliania huxleyi CCMP1516 is the source of this 3213-nucleotide messenger RNA. RefSeq lists its product as hypothetical. Gene Ontology annotation, cellular component: Golgi apparatus. Bases 91 to 3003 code for a protein of 970 amino acids. Gene Ontology annotation, molecular function: alpha-1,3-mannosyltransferase activity. The transcript has 22 exons. The record is from RefSeq and is a predicted model, not a curated record. Lineage: Eukaryota; Haptophyta; Isochrysidales; Noelaerhabdaceae. Gene Ontology annotation, biological process: protein O-linked glycosylation.
GCAACACAGCUACAGCACGUUCGCAAGCUGUGGCUCUCUCUUCGGCCACCCUCCGGGCGAAAACCAAGCGGUCCAGUCUCGGGCUUGAGGAUGUCAAGCGCAGCAGUGGCAGGCGUUCCGGUACAGCUCGAACUCGGACGACCUCGCCUACAGCCGCGAGACGGGUGCAGCGGCCCGGCGGCGGAGGGCAGACGCCAGAUUGGCAAGCAGGCCGACCGCACGGCGCCGUUCUGGGUCGACUUGCCCGCCUUCCGCCAGCUGCAGGCCCUGUCCGAAUGCCCGGCGGUGGUCACGUUUGAGCAGGGCCACCAGUCGCUCCCCGACCGCGUCUACACGGUGCUCGCGCGGCUGGCGGAGCACCAGCCGACCGUGAUGAUUGUCCGCGUCGACUGCUCGACUGCUCCGAGCGGGCGGUUCGACAGCCGCACCGCCAACGAGCUCUGCACCCGGAACCGGAGCGCGGCCGUCCCGCGCCCGCUCGCUCCCGCAGGGCUGGCAGCAGCUCGGAACGUGUCGCGGCCGCAGGGCACCUCGAUGCCGAUCAUCGAGUCGCUGCAGCGAGGCCGCUUCACGCGCUUCGCCGGCCGCAGCGACGACGCGCGCGCGAUGCGCUCCUUGGUGCAGCCGCUCGUGCUGCGAGGGCUCGGCAACGACAAGGAGCGCGUCAAGGAGCAGCACCGCUUCUGCCGCGACGCCGUCCUCUCCGCGCGCGCCCGCACCAAGGCGGCGCUGGAGCGGCAGCAGCGCCGGUUUCAAGACAAGAGCGGACGCAUCUGCCUACGCAAGAACGAGACGCUGCGCAAGUUGGGCAAGCUGCUCACCGAGGAGGCGGUGCCGGUGACCGAGCGGGCGGGGCGCGGCCGCGGCGAGUGGAUCUUCGUGGCGCACCACAAGAGCGGCACGACCGUGGGCAAGGUGCUCGCCGACGCCCUCUGCGCAGCGUCCGGCCGGCGGACCCACAAGUACACCUUCCGCGAGCAGCCGGUGGAGACGUCCCCGCCCGGCGGCGCGCUGUGCCACUUUCUGAUCAAAAUCUAUUCGGAGGACGUCGACAUGUGGAUGGCGCGGCUGGCACGCUCGCCGCACAACCGGCUCGUCCACUUUGUGCGGGAUCCGCACGAGAUGGCCGCGUCCGGCUACCUCUUCCACCGGCGCGGCUCCGAGCUCGAGUGGACAAACUCGACGCAGUGCUCGCGCGACCUGUGCACGCUCAAGGAGGCGUAUGGCGCGAACGGUACAAAGUGGUCGGCGGACGUUAUGUUCGGGGAGAUGUCGGCGCAGCCGUGGCUGCGCGAGUACGGCUGCACGCACGCGAUGCUCGACCUGGACGAGUCCUUUCGCGCCCACCCGCGAGUGUACCAGCUCCACCUGCACGGCCUCCUCCCCGCCGCCUUCAACUCCACCGUGCCGCGGCUGCUGCGCUGGCUCGGCGCCGCAAACAGCUCGGCGCCGCCCCAGCGCGCCGGCCGCCUCCUCCGCGCCGCGCGGCGCAAGAACGGGCGACGGAACCGGACGCACGACGCGCACAUCGACCGGCUCACGCGGAUCGGGUACCGCGCCACGUUCACCUCGCGGACGGCGCUCGCGAUCCGCACCGGCUCCAAGAGCCUGAGCGGGGGCGACAAGCGAGCGCUGGCGGCGUGGAAGGAGGCGGGCGGCACUCCCUUCUUGCGCGAGCUCCUCAUGCGGUCCUCCUGGGGCGCCGACCGCUCGCGGCAGCGCCUCUUCGCGCCCGGGCACCGGAAGCUGCACUUCGAGCGCGGGCGGCGCGGGAUCCUCACGUGCUCCGCCCCGCGGCUGCUCAACGUGCUGCUCGUCGACCACGACGCACGGUUCCACAUCGACCCGGCCCGCCUCUUCUCGACCAAGGCUUUCGUCAACGACGGCAUCCUCCUCUUCCGCGACCGGAUGCGGAUGCAGAUCCCCGGCAAGCCCGACGCGUCGCGCUUCCUGCGGCAGCUCGUCCGCCGCCGCCUCGCGUCGCCAGAGUUCCUGCGGUCGGUGGGCGGGCAGUACGCGCGCCAGAGGCUCCCGUGGCCGUGGCAGCCGUCGGCCGAGCUGCUCGCGUCGCCGAUGCUCUCGGGCGACUCGAACCACGCGACCGACUCGUCCGCGAUCGACUCGUCCGUCCUUCUCCUCGGCAAGUCGCGCGCGCCGCAGGUCAUCGCGACGCUCUACACGCUGCACGAGCGGUACCGGCACGAGCUGUACCGGCACGAGCUGUACGCCAACCUGCACGGCGACAAGGAGACGUACUGGCUGGCGUGCGAGCUGGUGGGCGGCCUCUCGUGCGGCGUCUCGCCGUACGCGGCGGGCGAGAUGGGGCAGCUCAAGCAAGACUACGGCCCAAAGGACCCGGGCUGCGUGGUGGGCAACCUGAUGCAGUUCCACCCCGACAACCCAAAGUGGAUCGUCCACUGCAACUGCAAGCCGCACGCCUCGUGGCUCUACACGCACGUCUCGACCCCCCAGAAGUACGUGGCGCUGGCCAAGAGCCUCUCGUCGUCGCACGACGGAUACCGCAACCUCGCCGGCAACCGCUUCACCCUCGCCAUCGAGCCGUCGCCUUUCUCGAGCGAGCCCUCUCGGCUCCUCUCGGCUCCUCUCGGCUCCUCUCGGCCUCCUCUCGGCAGCCGCCGGCUGCGCGUCGACUUCCCCGCCGAGGAGCCGUUCGACCGCGCCAAGCUCGCGCUCUCGUGGAACCGGACCGACUCGCCGUACUACGACUGCACGACCACGCAGUACGAGCCGCUCGAGCUGGCCAUGGCGCGGCAGCCCGAGACGAACCGGCAGCUCAACGCGGCGAUGCUGUGCCAGCUGCACGGCCUGCGCUGCAGGCACCCGUCGCUCCACGUGGACCUGCAGGGCGCCGCCGCCGCCAGCUGGUUCCGCGUGGCCGGCGCCUCCGUCAUCGCGCUGCUCGCGUGCACUGUCGGCGCCCUCGCGGCGACCGUGGUCCUGUCCCGCGGGUCGGGGCCUGCGGCGCGGCCCCUGCUGGCCUAGACAAACAUUAUGUGUGGAGAGUACUCACCUACCCUGUGGGGACACCGCGUGGGCACUGAAGGAGUGAGUGGGCGGCGCUCCUCUGCAUGUCUGAGUUGAGGUGCAUGUGCGCACUGCAGUGUGCGGCGGUCGGGGUGACACCCCGCUUGGUUGUUGCGGCGCGGGUCCGAGCUCGCCGACGCCUGUCUCCAAGAAACCGAGGACGAAUAA